Molecule: messenger RNA, 468 nt
Organism: Dracunculus medinensis (Guinea worm)
Lineage: Eukaryota; Metazoa; Nematoda; Chromadorea; Rhabditida; Dracunculidae
Source: the annotation of a GenBank genome assembly
UCUAGUUGCAUAAUUUUCUAUGUAUUGCUUAUUAUAAAAAACUGCUUUGAAAAUAAAUCUUAUAUUUUAUUUUUUCCUCAUUUUUUCAGAUACUGGACUAGUGCAGAAGAAACUUCUAAAUUGUGCCAGCGUGUUCAAAAUUGGGAAGAGAGGAUAAAUCCAAUAUUAGAAGAAGAAGAACAGCGACGCGAAUUCGAUAUACAUCGUUAUGAAUCGGAAUUGCUCGAAAAUUUUGAUAAAUUAGGAGAAGACAAGCCAUUUUAUGGGCUUCUGCGUAAGGAAGCGCCUUCGUAUGAUAUAAGUCGGUACUUUCUUGCAUCUUUAACAUUGUCAAAUACAGGCAAUAUUGAACUCAUCAGUUCUUUGUCGAGCAAUAAUUUCACUGAAGUCUCAAAUGAAUUACACUGCAAAGUGAUAAAACUGGAAAGGCAUCAUGAAGUAUUCGAUGAUAGUAAUGUUUCUCUAUAA